Notothenia coriiceps (black rockcod) is the source of this 3871-nucleotide messenger RNA. It is a transcript of the gene aqr, whose product is annotated as aquarius intron-binding spliceosomal factor. The annotation marks the transcript as partial. Gene Ontology annotation, cellular component: catalytic step 2 spliceosome. The record is from RefSeq and is a predicted model, not a curated record. The transcript is spliced from 25 exons. Lineage: Eukaryota; Metazoa; Chordata; Actinopteri; Perciformes; Nototheniidae. Gene Ontology annotation, biological process: mRNA splicing, via spliceosome. Gene Ontology annotation, molecular function: mRNA binding; helicase activity.
GCCCUGCUGCCCACCAGGCGUUGGUUCAACACCGUGUUGGAUGACUCUCACUUGGUGGUCAGCUGCCACCUCUCCAGUCUCGUCCACAGAGAGAAGGAAGGACACCUCUUCUGCCAGUUGCUGGACAUGCUGAAGUUCUACACAGGUUUUGAGAUCAGUGACCAGACAGGAACUGCCCUGACGGAGAAAGAGAUGACCACUCUGCACUAUGACAAAAUCCUCUCUUUGCAGAGAGCAGCAUUUGCUCAUUUCCCUGAGUUGCAGGACUUUGCUCUGUCCAACGUGGCAGCAGUAGACACUCGUGAAUCCUUGACCAAACACUUUGGGCAUCUCAGUCCCAAUACGCUCCACCAGGUGGCCUCGUAUUUGUGUCUGCUGCCAGAGCUGCCUGAAGGACAAGACACCACCUAUGAGAAGGAGGUUCUCCUUGAGCUUCUGGUGUCCCGUCAUGAGCGCAGAAUCUCUCAGAUCGAGCAACUUAACCAGAUGCCCCUUUAUCCAACAGAAAAAAUAAUCUGGGAUGAGAACAUUGUCCCGACAGAGUACUACUCAGGCGAAGGCUGUCUAGCGCUACCUAAGCUGAAUCUCCAGUUCCUGACCCUCCAUGACUACCUGUUGAGAAACUUUAACCUGUUUCGUCUAGAGUCCACCUAUGAGAUCAGACAGGACAUAGAGGAUGUGGUUUGGCGUAUGAAACCAUGGCAGUCGGAGUACGGCGGAGUGGUGUUUGGGGGCUGGGCCAGGAUGGCUCAGACCAUCACCUCCUUCUCCAUAGUGGAGGUUGCCAAGCCAAACAUUGGAGAGAGCUGGCCGGCCCGUGUGCGAGGGGACGUCACUGUAAAUCUGAAUGUACAAGAUCAUAUCAAGCACGAGUGGGAAGGGCUGCGGAAGCAUGACGUUUGCUUUCUGAUCACGGUGCGCCCUAACCUACCCUACGGCACGCGCUUCGACCGGCGCCAGCCCUUUGUGGAGCAGACGGGCCUGGUGUACGUGAGAGGCUGCGAGGUGCAGGGCAUGCUGGAUGACAAGGGUCGCGUCAUUGAAGAAGGACCCGACCCGAAGCCUAAGCUGCGAGGAGACGCCAGAACCUUCCGUGUAUGGCUGGACCCAAACCAGUAUCAACAGGAUAUGACCAGCAGCAUUCAGAGUGGCACAGAAGACCCUUACGAGUCUUUCAACGUCAUCAUGAGACGCAAACCCAAGGAGAACAAUUUCAAGGCAGUGCUGGAGACCAUCAGAAACCUGAUGAACACCGAGUGUGUGGUCCCAGACUGGCUUCACGACAUCAUCCUUGGCUAUGGCGACCCAGGCAGCGCCCACUACUCCAAAAUGCCUAAUCAGAUCUCCACGUUGGACUUCAAUGACACCUUUCUGUCCCUGGACCAUUUACGAUCGUGUUUCCCUGAUUACACCAUCAAGGUCACCGAGGACGACCCCGAGCUGCAAGUCUUCCCGUUCAGAAUCAAGUUCCCAAUCUCCAAAAAAGCAGAAAAAGGGAAGAAAAGAAAGACUGAUGAACCAGAGGAAGACCAAAGUGAAGACAAGACCUUGAUCGUUGAGCCCUUUGUCACCCCCAACCGCGGGCCAUAUCCCUACAACCAGCCCAAAAGGAACACAAUUCAGUUCACUCCUACUCAGAUUGAAGCCAUUCGGGCCGGGAUGCAGCCAGGCCUCACCAUGGUUGUUGGACCACCAGGUACCGGAAAGACAGAUGUUGCCGUUCAGAUCAUCUCCAACCUCUAUCACAACUUUCCUGAGCAGAGGACCUUGAUAGUCACACACUCUAACCAGGCUUUGAACCAGCUGUUCGAAAAGAUCAUGGCUCUAGACAUUGACGAGCGCCAUCUCCUGCGUCUUGGCCACGGAGAAGAGGAGCUGGAAACUGAGAAGGACUUCAGCAGAUAUGGUCGAGUAAACUACGUCCUAGCCAGACGCCUGGAGCUCCUCAGGGAGGUGGGGCGGUUACAGGAGAGCUUGGACGUCCCAGGAGAUGUUUCUUACACCUGUGAAACAGCUGGACACUUCUACCUCUACCAAGUGAUAUCUCGCUGGGAAGAGUACAUGAGCAAAGUCAGGCCAAAGCAGAGCAAGGAGGUGGAGGUGCAAGCUGUGGCGGCACACUUUCCCUUCCACAAGUACUUCUCCAACGCCCCUCAGCCUGUGUUCAAGGGACGCUCAUACGAAGAGGACAUGGACAUCUCAGAGGGCUGCUACCGCCACAUCAAGAAAAUAUUCACCCAGCUGGAGGAGUUCAGGGCCUUUGAGCUUCUAAGAAGUGGACUGGACCGCUCCAAGUAUCUGCUCGUGAAGGAAGCCAAAAUCAUUGCGAUGACCUGUACCCAUGCUGCACUCAAACGUCAUGACCUGGUGGAGCUGGGAUUUAAGUAUGACAAUAUCCUGAUGGAAGAAGCUGCUCAGAUUCUGGAGAUCGAAACCUUCAUCCCCCUCCUGUUACAGAACCCAGAGGAUGGCUACAGCAGGCUGAAGCGCUGGAUCAUGAUUGGAGACCACCAUCAGCUGCCCCCUGUUAUCAAGAACAUGGCCUUCCAGAAGUACUCCAACAUGGAGCAGUCUCUCUUCACCCGGUUUGUGCGCCUGGGAGUGCCCACCAUAGAUCUGGAUGCACAGGGCCGAGCUCGAGCAAGCCUAUGUAACCUGUACAACUGGCGCUACAAACAGCUGGGGAACCUGCCUCAUGUCCAGCAGCUGCCUGAGUUCCAGGUGCCAAACCCCGGCAUCACCUUCAACUUCCAGCUUGUUAACGUGGAGGACUUCAAUGGGGUGGGAGAAUCCGAGCCCAACCCUUACUUCUACCAGAACCUUGCGGAGGCGGAGUACAGCGUGGCUUUGUUCAUGUACAUGCGUCUGCUGGGCUACCCUGCUGACCGCAUCAGCAUCCUCACCACCUACAACGGGCAGAAACACCUGAUCAGAGACGUCAUCAACCAGCGCUGCGCCGGCAACCCCUUCUUCAGUCAGCCUAACAAGGUGACAACAGUGGACAGGUUCCAGGGUCAGCAGAAUGACUACAUCAUCCUCUCCCUGGUCCGCACCAAAGCCGUGGGACAUCUCAGGGAUGUGAGGCGUCUGGUGGUAGCCAUGUCCAGAGCCAGGCUGGGUCUGUACAUCUUCGGCCGGGUGUCGUUGUUCCAGAACUGCUUCGAGCUGACUCCUGUCUUCAACCAGCUCACCGCCCGACCCAUGCAGCUGCACAUCCGGCCGCACGAGUACUACAGCCAGGAACAGCCCAGAGAUGCUUCUGGACAGAAAGACCAAAUCAUCAAGAACAUGCCAGAGAUGACCAACAUGGUGUAUAACAUGUACAUGCACAUGAUCCAGACCUCCCAGAAGCACCGACAGCAGCAGCAGCAGAAACUGGCUCUGCCUCCACAACAAACCAAGCCUGAUGCUGUGGAUGAGGAAGUGUCAGUUAGCGCCGAAGAAAAGCCAGAAGAAGAAACCCCCAUGGAGCAGGAAACCCCAGAAGGAGAGCCAAACCCAGAAGGAGAGGCGACCCCAGAGCCAAACCCAGAGGACACUAGUGAGAAGGAGAAGGAGGAGGAACAGCAAGAAGCAGUGAGCCAUGCUAAGAUGCCAGAGCAUCCCGGCAGAGACAGCGACAGUGACGAAGAGGAAAAUGAAGGGGAGCAAAAGCAGUAGAGCAUCUUCUUCUGGGACUGCUGUCUAAUUAAGGGCCUCAGUUAUUUAGGGGACCGAGUGGAUUGUCCCUUGAGAAAAGAUUAGUGGAAAGUCAGUGAUUUUGUAUUUGUUUCUGCUCCAAGCAGAUCCUGGUGAUAAUGUUUCGUUUUUCUAUACCAUUCAAUUUUGUAACCAUCAGUCCUUUUUUAUUAAAAGAAUUGCAAAUCCUUCA